Messenger RNA from Peromyscus leucopus (white-footed mouse), 1362 nucleotides. RefSeq names its product killer cell lectin like receptor F1 (gene Klrf1). The transcript has 8 exons. The record is from RefSeq and is a predicted model, not a curated record. NCBI's taxonomy places the organism in Eukaryota, Metazoa, Chordata, Mammalia, Rodentia, Cricetidae. The coding region runs from base 147 to 887 and encodes 246 amino acids.
CACUAACAACCAGAACAAAACGCAGAACAACUAAGGACGGCAUUGGUUGGAACCCGUGGGCACCUCUGCUCCUCAGGGUGGAUAGAGGAACAUUUUAAGAAACCCACCUGACAAGUGCUGUCUAAUUAAUAGAUGCAGAGAUAUUUAUGCUGGUGAUUGGCGCCCUCUACAGGAUAUGGAUGGUUGGACAGAUGCAAGACGCAGAAAGAGUAACUGUAAAGAAGCCUAGAAAACGUUCCUAUCACUGCCAACACAAAUGGACAUACAAAGAUUACCCAGAGUGUCCAAGAUGGCAUCAGACGGCUCUGAGACUGGCCAGCAUUGCACUGGUUUUCUUGGUGGCCACGGUGAUAGGAUUAGCCAUCCAUGUCAGUCAUCUGAGUGUACAUUCCUUAAGCGAUAAGCACAACAAAGGAAUACUUGGUAAUAAUGAAAGCAGAUGUUGCGGCUGUAUGGAUAUUUCUCCCGGGAAACAACAGCAGGACAAAAUAGACUCCACAGGAAAAUCAUGCCCUGAUGACUGGUUCCAGCAACAAGGGAAAUGUUACAAGUUUUACAUGAACUUUACAUCAUGGAUUGAUAGUAAAAUAUCCUGUGCAGUAAGGAAAUCACGUCUCUUAGUGAUCCAAGACAAGGCAGAACUGGAUUUCAUCCAGAGUAAAAUACAUGAUGGAGUUUACUUUUGGAUUGGAUUGAAUGUUACAGACACACAGAAAACAUGGACCUGGCUGGAUGGCACACCAUUACACCCACAUCUAUUUCAAGUCACAGGCCAGGUUGAAGAUGAAGCCUGUGCCCUGAUAACAAAGAAGGGUGUUUUUUCUGAAAAGUGUUUCAUUCACAAUUACUGGAUUUGUCAAGAUUCAUCUACAGAGGACAAUGUUUGAAUGAUCAUAGGUAUUUCUCUUACUAGAAAAGAAUUAGCUACUAUGGAGAUAUGUAUUUUUUCCCCAGACAAGUUCUCACUAUGUAGCCUUGGCAUGUUCUGGAACUCAUGCAGAUCAGGCUGGCCUCAAAUUCACAGCUAUCCUCCUGCCUCUGUCCCUUGAGUACACGGUGAUUCUAAUAAUGUGUAAAUAUGUGUCUACAAAUGUGAACACCCAGUCAGUCUCAGCUGAGCCCUGAGGUCAUCCCUGUCACUGACACAAUAUCUCAUCAUCAUUCUUCACAGCAGUUGCCUAAGAGGAAACCUUUCUUCAAUCUGCUAACCUCUUGCAAAAUAUCUCAUUUUACUCUAAGAAUAAAGGAGACUGUUAGAGGAUUUCUGGAACUUUUUACCACUUAGUUUGCACAGCUGGCUGCUUGUUAUUUUUCCUGUGCUUACUGUGAAUAAAGCCACCUCUCUUUUCUGUCUAAAUCAAA